AUGAAUCCCUUUGAAGACCUCACCGCCUCGCUUGAUACCGUCGUCCAUGAUGUCAUCCUCAACAAUAUUUCUCCUGAGUUGAUCGAACAUGUUAAUGAUGUGGCCAUUAGAGGCCGUGACCUCUGGCUUUACCUUCAUCAGGAGUAUAGUCAACUCCAACCCGCCGAUGUCAUCUCUUAUGAAAUCCUCUAUGCUGGCAAUAUUGAUGUUGGUCCAAAGUUUGUUUCUUCUGUUCGUUCAUAUGUUGCUACAUGGCGUUCCAUCUACCAAUCAUUGUCGCCUGAUUCGGUUGUGGCCUUCAACGCUUUGGCCUCAAUGGGUCCCAAUUGUGAGCGCUUCAUCCAGUACGCCUUGGAGCACCGCUUUGAUAGUAACAACAAUACUGACAACCUUGAUAUUAACAACUUCAUCCGGAACACUGAUAAAUGGGCCAAGUUGUUGAAGAUUACUGGACCUCCAGCUACUCUUUCGACUGAAGCGUUCGUUGCUUCAUCAAAGAAGUACAAUAACAAAUCUAAGGGUGAUGGUAUCAAAUGUUUCCGUUGUAAGAGGCGUGGUCAUACUUCCAACAAUUGUCAUGUCUCUUGGGAAGAGGUUCAGGCUGCUCGCCAAGAUAAUAAGGAUGACAAGGAAUCUAAGGAGGCUAAACCCUCAAGAGGUUGGUUUGCUGAGACUAUUGAUGAAUUUUCUGAGAUAGUUGAUGAUGAUCCAUUUGUGAGUUCCGCUUUUGUGUCCGAGACAUCUGUUGUUUCUGAAAAGUUUGGUAACAGUUGCUCCGAGUCGUUUGAUGAUUUGGAAUCCGAACUUUUUGAUUCUUCUGAGCCGUGUGUCGGCGAUGAAGAUUGUUUUGUUGGUCAAGUUUCUGAGUAUUGUUCAAACUCAGGACUUGAUAUUGAUUCAGUUGGUAAACCGUUUGUUGGUUCCACUGAUGAUUCUUGUUUUAUUUCUGAACCGUAUGUCGGUUCUACUGUUGUUUGUUUGGAGUCUGAACCGUGUGUCAGUUCAGCUCCUAUUUGUUUUGAUUCUGAAUCGUUGGUCGAUUCGGAUAUUGUUCCUUUGAUUCUGAAACCGUUGGUCGGUUCUUCUUUUAUUUCUUGUUCUGAUUCUAAACCGUUGGUCGGUUCUGAUGAUGAUAUUGUCUUACCUUCUUUUGAUUUUUUGGUGGAUUCAAUUACUGAACCUUCUCCGCCUAUUGUUAAACCUAUUGUUACACCAAAAUCCCGGGUUGGCGACAUUGUCGUCGAUCUUCUUGGUAAAGAUGACCAGCCUUGUGACCGCGUUGUUCUUCGAGAUGUUUUAUAUGUUCCUAAGAUUCCUCGCAAUUUAUUUGCUGCUCGUCGAGCUACUGCUGGUGGUUGUCGGUUCAUUCAAGACCUUAACCAUAUUUCUGCUGUCGAAAAUGGCAAAACUCGAGUCCACGCCAUUGCCAUGGGUGACUUGUACUUUUGUCGUUUCCGAGUUGUUUUGCCUUCCAAGCCAGUUCAUGAGGUGUUUGCUGUUGAGUCGUCUGCCAAUCUUUGGCACAAGCGACUUGGUCACGCCAGUGUGGACGUUCUCAAGAAAUUAUCUAAGUCACUUUCUGUCAAGCCUACUCAUUUUGAGGUUGUGGAUAGUCAUAAGUGUGACGCUUGCUUGGGUGGCAAAGCCACAGCAUUGCCAUUUAAUGGUACCACAGAAAAAGCUAGUCGUCCUUUGGAGUUAUUUGUUUCUGAUUUAAGCGGUCCUCAUGUCGCUACCCCUGUGGGUCAUCGUUAUGUCUUAACCAUUAUGGAUUAUUAUUCCAGGUACUCUUAUGUGGAGUUGUUGGUUAGGAAAAGUGAUGCAAGUCUUGCCAUUCGUAACUUUAUUGCUAGGUGUGAAUCUUAUUUUUCUGGUGAUUCUGCUGGUGAUCGAGUUGCAUAUUUUCAUUCUGAUAAUGGCGGCGAAUACAUUUCCAAAGACCUGGAGCAGUUCUUUGUGUCUAAGGUUCCUCAUACUCCUCAACAAAAUGGUGUUGCUGAGCGAUUGAAUCGCACAUUAUUUGAGAAAGCCAAGUCUAUGCUUUUAUAUGCUCAUGCUCCUGAAUACUUAUGGGGUGAAGCUGUCAAGUCUGCUAAUUAUAUUAGGAACCGUCUUCCUAGUCGUACCACUGGUGGUGUUGCACCUCUUCAACUUUGGACUGGUAAACCUCCUAGUUAUCAUCAUAUGAAAGUAUUUGGUUGUCAAGCUACAGUUGUUCUUCCUGGUGCUAAAAGAGAAUCUAAGUUAAGUUCAAAUACUGAAGCUGGUGUUUUUGUUGGGUAUUCUUUGGAUCGUACAGCUUAUCGAGUUCUUCUUGAUUCAAGCAUUGUUGAAGCCAGGAGUGUUUACUUUGAUGAGUCCAAGUUUCCAUUUAUGAAAAGUGAUAAGGACUUGUCUAUUAAUGGUACUGGUGUUGGGUUUAGUGUUGGUUCUGGUUCAGGGUCCAUGGUUAAUUCUAUUGCUAGUUCUGAUUUAAGUUCUGGUUCUAGUUUUGGGUCUCAUAGAUCUUUACCAGCAUCCUCAUCUGGUUCUGGUUCUGGUUCUAUUUGUGCUUUACCGUCUCCGUCUCCGUCUUCUUCACCGUCUCAUUCUCCGUCGCCGCCUCCUUCUUCUUCUUCUUCUAUUAUUGUUAAUAUGCCUCGUUCUGUUCGUCGCAUUUUGUCUACACCUUCUGCUCCUCUUGAGUCUCCUACUCUUCCUACUCUUCCUUCUAUUGCUUCAGUUCCAUCUCUUCCUAGUUCUCCUAUUCUUCCACCUUCAGAUCAUGAUGUCUCUAUCUCUCCUGACUCAAGUCCAAUUGUUUCUUCUUCGGAAUAUAUUCCUUCACAAUUAGACUUAUCUGAAGCUGGUCCAUCUAUUAAUGAAUCUGAUAUUUCAGGUGAUUCUGGGAUCUCGCAACGAGGGGGUGAUAUUGGGUUUCAACCGUCUAUCAUUGCUUCGUCUCCCACUCCACCACCUUUUGUUGAGUUGGAAGUAGUGCCACUUAGUCAAGAAUCUCCUUCGUCUGAUCUUGUUAAUUCUCUUGACCAAGCUGGUGUUAGUGUUGUCACUAAGGAUGAUACUCAAGCUGUUUUGCCUAAAUCUCGAUCUCGUGUUGUUGCUGUUCGUUUACCUUCUAUAACUCCUGCCAAACGCCCGAUGUCUGCAACACCUGCAAAACGUCCAGCUGAAGAAGAGUGUAUUUCUUAUCGUCGUCUCAAAUCUCUCCGCUUUGAGUAUGAUGAUGUGGCUUUACUUGUUUUUACAGAUCCUAGUAGUUUUGAAGAAGCUAUGUCUAGUGAAGAAGCUGAGUUUUGGCUUGAAGCCUGUGUUAUUGAAAUGUCGUCUCUUAAACGCAAUGGUACUUGGGAAUUGGUUGAUCUCCCACCUGGUCGCAAGGCUAUCAAUAGCAAAUGGGUGUUUAAAGUUAAGCGCAAAGCUGACGGUUCAAUUGAACGUUACAAAGCUCGUCUCGUGUGUAUUGGAUUUUCGCAAGUUGAAGGUAUUGAUUAUACUGAAACUUUUGCUCCCGUUGUUCGUUACGAGACUGUGAGGAUUGUUCUUGCUAUUGCUGCUCAGUUUGGGUUCCAGGUUCAUCAUAUGGAUGUCGAGACUGCAUUUCUUAAUGGUGAUCUCAAAGAAGAUAUUUAUAUGAGACAACCUAAAGGCUUUGUUGUCAAAGGUCAGGAAUCUAAAGUGUGUCAUUUGAAGAAGUCUUUAUAUGGUUUAAAGCAAGCUCCUUUGUGUUGGAAUGAGAAGAUUCAUGGUGCUCUUGUCAAACUUGGGUUUAUUCGUAAUGAAAGUGACUACGGUGUGUAUACCAAAGGAUCUGGGUCUACCAUUGUUGAACUGUGA
Magnusiomyces paraingens is the source of this 3834-nucleotide messenger RNA. RefSeq lists its product as uncharacterized. The transcript has 5 exons. Gene Ontology annotation, biological process: DNA integration. NCBI's taxonomy places the organism in Eukaryota, Fungi, Ascomycota, Dipodascomycetes, Dipodascales, Dipodascaceae. Bases 1 to 3834 code for a protein of 1277 amino acids. Gene Ontology annotation, molecular function: nucleic acid binding; zinc ion binding. The record is from RefSeq and is a predicted model, not a curated record.